UUAGAUUUCUGGAUGCUAGUUUUGUAAACUAUAUUAGUGAAAUCUGUUUUUGUUGUAAAAAAUUGUCAUAUUCUAAGUGAAUAUAUUAACUCUUUAUUCAUGACAAUGUCUAGGUUGUUACGCUAUUGUUCAUCAUUGGUUGAUACCCAAUCAGCAGCUGCUUUAUAUAGUAGAAUAUUAUCAUCCUUCCCCAGUGGAUUGCAAAUGGCCUUUUCUUAUGGUUCGGCAGUAUUUCAACAAGAAGAUCACCCGUCCAAAGAUGAGAAUAUGUUAGACUUUAUAUUUGUUGUAGAUGAACCUGUAAAAUGGCAUAAAGAAAAUUUAGUUCUUAACAAAAAACACUAUUCUUUUUUAAAAUAUCUAGGUGCAAGAUUUAUAACUAAUAUUCAAGACAAAAGAGGCUCAGGUGUUUAUUUCAAUACAUUAAUUCCUUUUGAAAAUAGAAUAAUCAAAUAUGGUGUGAUUAGUACGGAUCGACUUAUUACUGAUCUCUUGGAUUGGGACACCUUAUAUGUAAGUGGUCGUCUCCACAAACCUGUUCAUAUUCUUAAAUUUCCAAAUAAUCAAGACUUAAAGAAUGCCAUGCAGAUUAAUUUAAUGAGCGCCGUUCACUGUGCCUUACUGCUUCUUCCAGAAACUUUUACAGAAGAGGAACUUUAUCAGACUAUAACAGGUUUAUCGUAUAGUGGGGAUUUUAGAAUGACUAUAGGUGAAGACAAAAAGAAAAUUGAGAAAAUAGUUAAGCCCAAUGUGAUCCAUUUCCGUAAAUUGUAUCAAUCUAUACUAGAUAAUGAAGAACAUGUAUACUGGCAUAAAGAUACCGGUAAAUUUGAACAGUAUCCUAAUUAUGUUUCACAGUGGCACCACCUUAAUUUACUACCCUCCACUGUUCAGAGAAAUUUAUUACAUUCUCGAUAUAGCACUGGACGUUAUCCCGACUAUGAAGAAGUAUUACGUGCAUUUGCUCAUGAUAGUAAUUGUUCAGACCAUGUAGCUGCAUCUAUAUCAGAUAUUGUUAAAUCUUCUAGUUGGAAUCAAAGUGUUAAGGGUAUCUUCACGGCUGGUAUAAUCAAAUCAGUCAAAUAUUCUUCUCAAAAAAUGAAGAAAAUGUGGAAAAGCAAAUGAUGCAUAUUAGUAGAUAUCAGAUUAUGUAAUGUAAUAUUUAUGACUGAAGUGUGUGUGUAAAAUUAGGAUAAUUAAAUUGUAUUAAUAUAAAUGGUU
Messenger RNA from Patella vulgata (common limpet), 1221 nucleotides. Its product is annotated as phosphatidate cytidylyltransferase, mitochondrial. Gene Ontology annotation, molecular function: phosphatidate cytidylyltransferase activity. NCBI's taxonomy places the organism in Eukaryota, Metazoa, Mollusca, Gastropoda, Patellidae. The record is from RefSeq and is a predicted model, not a curated record. The coding region runs from base 100 to 1125 and encodes 341 amino acids. Gene Ontology annotation, cellular component: mitochondrion. Gene Ontology annotation, biological process: CDP-diacylglycerol biosynthetic process; cardiolipin biosynthetic process. The transcript has a single exon.